Molecule: messenger RNA, 1229 nt
Organism: Cicer arietinum (chickpea)
Lineage: Eukaryota; Viridiplantae; Streptophyta; Magnoliopsida; Fabales; Fabaceae
Biological process (GO): proteolysis
Molecular function (GO): metalloendopeptidase activity; ATP-dependent peptidase activity; ATP binding
Source: RefSeq, a predicted model, not a curated record
CCUUCCUUAUCUGGUGCAAGCAACGGCCUCCAAUAAGCUACUAAGAAUUAGAAGGGAAAAGAUAACAAAGCAAUAAUGUGGGUGACAACCAUGCCUUAUUCAUCUCUCCUUAAACCAUAUUAUUAUUACCUUCAUAAUCAUAACAAUAAUACUAAUAAUAAUUUUCUUUAUCACCAUCAAAGAUUCUUCAACAUCAACUUCCAAAAAUGGACAACAAGAGCUUCCUCUGCUGCACCUGGUGUGGACCUCAACACUCUUGAUUCUGCCAUUGCCAAGAAAGAUAGUAAUGCUGUUAAAGAGGCACUUGAUCAACUGAAUGAAAUUGGUUGGGCUAAGAAAUGGAGUUCACAACCAUAUGUUUCACGUCGUACGACAUCACUUCGAGAGCUGACAACUUUAGGGAUUAAAAAUGCGGAGAAUCUUGCAAUCCCUAGCGUCAGAAACGAUGCCGCUUUUCUUUUUACUGUGGUUGGAACAACUGGAUUCUUGGGUAUUUUGGCCGGCCAACUUCCCGGGGAUUGGGGCUUCUUUGUACCAUACUUGAUUGGGAGUAUUUCCUUGGUUGUUUUGGGUGUAGGUAGCACAUCCCCCGGGCUUCUCCAAGCAGCCAUAAGCAGCUUUUCAACAGUUUUUCCUGAUUAUCAAGAAAGGAUUGCUAGACAUGAAGCAGCCCACUUUUUGAUUGCUUAUCUGCUUGGCUUACCCAUUUUGGGAUAUUCACUUGACAUUGGAAAAGAGCAUGUCAAUCUCAUUGAUGAGAGGCUUGAAAAGCUUCUCUAUAGUGGUCAGCUUGAUGCUAAGGAGCUAGAUAGAUUAGCUGUUGUAUCAAUGGCUGGACUGGCAGCAGAAGGUUUAACAUAUGACAAGGUGAUUGGUCAAUCUGCUGAUCUUUUCACUCUCCAGAGGUUUAUAAACAGAACCAAGCCACAAAUCAGCAAAGAUCAGCAACAAAAUCUCACCAGAUGGGCCGUUUUGUUUGCUGCUUCUCUCUUAAAAAACAACAAGGCGAUCCAUGAAGCCUUGAUGUCAUCGAUGGCAAAAAAGGCAAGCGUACUGGAGUGCAUUCAGACAAUUGAAAACGCAUCAUAGUUCAACAUUAAAGUGCUACUACUAUAAGCUAUUAUUACAUACAAACUAAUAUCUCAUGUAUAAACAAAGUUUACAAACUUAAAAUCAUAAUUUUAUAUUUUUUUUGUAAAAAUGCAUAUCAUUCAAGCUAUCGAUCAAUA